Messenger RNA from Lytechinus variegatus (green sea urchin), 5908 nucleotides. Its product is annotated as A disintegrin and metalloproteinase with thrombospondin motifs 9-like. The record is from RefSeq and is a predicted model, not a curated record. Bases 296 to 1033 code for a protein of 245 amino acids. Lineage: Eukaryota; Metazoa; Echinodermata; Echinoidea; Temnopleuroida; Toxopneustidae. The transcript has 3 exons.
GAGUCUGGUCAUGUUUGCAUGGAGCACUUUGUAUACACUCUGUACGAGGAGUAUUCCCCGGGAUCGUCGCAGGCGAUAUGGGUCCUUGUUCGGUGUGAAUAACCCGGUACCGGUGAAACAGUUUGAGAGCUUCUCUAUCGUUUUCUUUGGAGAGUUGCCAUUAGGAUUUUCAGGAGUGUAGUAGACCCCGUUUUCUUGGCUCUGGGCCUAGCUAGCUCUAUUACCUCAGCUGAUUGGUUUAUGAAUGGAUGGAUUUGUAGUGUAGUAUGCAGUGUAGAAAACAAUUCCAACAAUCAUGAAUGGAAAGCAAUUUGUGUGGUGUUGGAUGCUAAUGUGCUGCGCUUGUGUACUUUUUGAUGCUGUCUCUGGAUCAAACAAGAAAUUUACCGGAUUACACCCACCGUCAUGGACUUUGUCAGAAAUAGUGACGCCCGUCCGCUUGGAACAUGGCGACGUCCAUAAAGGGGAGCGUCACUUUCAAAAACGAAGUGCAACGUUGCCAGAGCAGCAUGAGGCACGUGACAGCGAACAAUCGACUCAAUACCGUGUUGAAGCAUUUGGAGAAGAGUUUAUAUUGGAUUUGAACCAUGACAUAUCGUUUCUAUCACCUUCUUUUAAUGUUCAUGUGUCUGGAGAAGCCAAUUUGGAUAUUCAUGAUGAGGAUAAUAGCAUUCAUUGUUUCUAUGCAGGGCAUGUAAAUGGACACUCAGAAUCCAGUGCUGUGGUCAGUCUCUGUGGUGGUAUGUUUGGUCUAUUCCACACUCACAAUGGCACCCAGUUCUACAUAGAGCCAGAGGGUGGGAUCACCCAUGGGGUAGAGACCAACACUAAACCCCACAUCAUCUACAGCAGUGGAACCCCACCAGACCACAGCACCCCGACCAGCCCCUCAGGUGGCUGUGGAGUCACAGGUAGGUCAAGCCAGGAAGACUUUGAACUUUUCAGAGCGUGCACAAGGGCAGAGAGUUUAAAGAGACAGUUUGUCUUAGCAUUGAGUGUACAUAUGUACUUUCUGUUAAAUCAUGUAAAUUGAGAAGUGGGUGCAUGGUACCGAUGUUGUCUGGUUGAAGAUGUUAACUUUGUUGAAUUGAAAUCAAAUUUGUAUUGCAUUAGUCAUAAAUAUCUGGGAAUUUAAUAGGGGGUACAAGUAUUAGAACAAUGUAAAAUAAAUUACUUUUUACCUUUAGAAACUCUGAAAGACUUAUGCCAAACUUUAGUAUUGUUUCAACCGAGUGUCAUUUCAAUACCAUUUUUUAAACAUACAUUAGUAAUGGGUUAUUUUCAAAUCCUUCUAGUAACACUGAUUCAUUUUGACACUCCUCUGAUAACCCUUUUAAAGGAAACAACCAAGCAUCUGUACAAUUGAAGUCAUCAUGGACGACUUUUCACUUCUUGUCAAUUUGUCAAGUCAAGCAACUGUUUUUUCUUUCCAUAAAGUUCAACUUUGGUAUUGCUGUUGACCUCUUCAAUCAUAGAUCUUAUAUGAUUUCAUGGAUUAACCAGAAAGCAAUUUUAUAAAGCCCUGACUUUGUUCUAAGGGAGCUUUCUAAUCCACUUUAUCCUGCAUCACUCAUCCAUUGGGAUGUCCUAAGUUGAUAGGCUUGUCUUCAUCAGCCAUAGUUUUCAACUUGUAUCCUGUUCUUUCUCAUGCAGCAAAUGAUUGUUAUUAGGCUAUUUCUUGGGUUAUCCUCAUCAACUUGUUGUUGUUGUUGCUAUUAAAUAAAUGUCUGUUUAAUGGAUUAUCCACAAACCACAACUGGCCCCCGUUGCAUAAAAGUUAUCAUAGUAACUUUGCCAUCCAAUUGUAACUACCAUGGUAAUGCUGAUCAACAGCCAAUCAGAAUCAAGCAUUCCAUGCAAGUUACCAUUAUGCAAACUCUUGUGCAACAGGGCCUUGAUUUUCCUUAGGAUGAUUUAGUUAUGUUGAAUAGGUCUAUAUGCUUACUGUACUAUGUAUGGUACAUGAUGCUAUAGUCCAUAGUCACAUUCUAUACUUGCUACCCAAAUUACCCCUAUUGGGCUGAUAAAAAUAGGGCUUCUUGAACUUCAUGGCCAGAAUCGUGAGAUAAACGAAGGAAAAGAAAAAACUCCUGGUUGAUGAAGAGCUGACUAUUGGGAUGGGAUGCCUUACGUUGCUGUGACUCAUCACACUGUUUUGUAUCCAGAAAUGAAUGGCGUCAGGUUUUUUACCUUGAAGAUAAAUUUAGCCUCUUUUAAAAUUCUAAUCCCCACUUGAUAAUCCUUCACCCCUUUACCCCUUCUCUGACAGUGAUGAGGGGCAUCUUUAAUCUUAAUCCCUGUAGAUGGAUGUGGGGAAGAAAGAUUUCACCCUAUUCUGUUGCUGUGAUUCUGUGAACAAUCGUACAUUGUUAUCUGGGGCUACUUGUUUCAAUGCGUUGAAUAAUACCAUACAGUGGCAAAAAUUAUAGUACUCAUGGCUGGAGAGAAUUUAACAUAUAUGAUUCAAGAAUUUUUAUUUUCACUAUCACUUCAGUCAUAAGUGAUAAUUUAUUUUCCACUUUUGAUUUCAAUUAGGUGUUAUUUCUGCAAAUUGGUGACAUUAUAAAACUUUGAUAUAAUUGCAUAACCAUAAGCUGAACAACCUUUACGAACAUACUCAUGGUAAGUUUGGAAUAUUAAAUAAGAAUGAUUAAAUGUCGAAAGUCAGAUUGGGUUGGGUGAGAUUUUGCAUGAUGUUUAUCUUAAGUAAAGCUUUUUAAAAUGCUAUCGGGCAUGACAGAUCAUUCACAAAAUGCUUUAAUGAGAAUGUAUGAGGAAGAAAUGACGCUUCCAUUCUGUAAUUGAGUUUAUGUCUUCACAUACAAGCAGCAGACAUUGCCCUCACUGAACCUCAAUCAAGGAGGGCAAGAGAGACUUAACUCACAGCGUGUCUCAUUACAACGAAAGCCUAUUAAAACAUUGACACUGCCAGACCUAUUGCUAAAUCGGGUUACUCGCUUGUACUCGGCAAGUCAGCGUGGGAUACAGUCUUCCCCCUCCCUUAUACUCCUGUAUUACCGGCUUCCUUUUUCAUCAUCAAUAGAAACUUUUGUGUCAGUUUAACAUGGUUCAUUCGGUUGGGUGAAUCGGAGGAGAAAACUCUCUCUUUGGUCUGUCGAAUUCGCUCACAAACGAGAGAGAAGUUAUCUUUUGGUCUGUGAAUCUUCUAUGGAUGUUUCUCAGUAUUUGAAUAGCUCUUCUGAUUUCCACAAAAGGCCCAUUCAUAGGAAAUGUAUAGGUACUGCCUUAGAGUGUUACAGUUGAUUGUGUAGGAAUAAAUAUGUGUGCACAUUAGGUGUGUAUGAUAAUUCUUUAAAUCUUGGUUAAGGGAGAGGAAGAAAGUACAGUGCAACUUCUCAAAUUUCUAUCAAUAAAAGGUACCAUAGGCGUAGCAUUCCUUGUAAUAAGAACAAAAAGAAGAACACUGUGCUAAUAGUCUUUGAAAAAUCAAUAGUACUUUAACAGCAGUGAAAGAACGUUUUGGUACUUCAGAGAUAUUAGACUUAAAUAGAUGUAUGGGUUGGUAAUAUAGCAUUUCAACAGGUCAAUACAUUGAUUUUUCCCCCAUUCUCUUGUCUUCUUCUCUGACCUGCUAGUUCUCCUUGGAAGAUGAUAUCUGGGUGCUCAAUUGCAGUUUUGUGAUGGUAUUGGAUUGAAGUUGACCCAACAAAUUAACCCAUUGAACCCUUUCUGACAGCAUUGAUUGAAGAACUCUGACCAUUCAAUAAAUCUUUAUAUAGUUUAUUUCUUUGAUUGCCCAGGGGAGGGGUUGAUAUUGUGGAUUUUCUCUCUAUAGGUGCUUUUAGACCACCUCAUGACAUGAAUAUUUGUGAAUUUCCGACGCUUGUUCAGGCCUCAUGAUACCCAAUAAUCCAUGCAUUCCUGCCUGCCCAAACCAAACUAAGUUUCUGCACAUGUAGUUAUCACGCUGUCUGAUACAAGACUACUGCAUAACAAAUAUGACCAUUCAUUCAUUCUUUAGUGAAAAUCCACUGUACUUUAGAGAAAUUGGUGCAAAAGUUCCUGGAAUGAAAAGUACAUUUCUAACCUGUAAAUAGGAAAUAUAAGACUAUCUUAAUAAAUCAGUAAGCUAAUUUUAUGUUUGCUAAAAUAAGGUUUAGCUGAAUAGACUUAAGGUUUAUGUUUCGGUUUAUGUUUGAAAUUUUGUGAUGACACAAAAUGUUGAUUGAUUCCAUCUUUUAGUGUGACUCUGGCCUUUGUAAUCUGUAUCACUACAUGUAUUUAAACCCAUGAUCUAAUUAAUCAAUAAAGUAUCUUCUUUCAAGAAUUUGAUUGAUUGUGUAUGGUAUGACUUUUGACUGCCUGAUUCCAUUAAUCUUAGCAGUCAAGAGAAUUCACAAUUAUAACUCUUUUGUGGUUACCCCCCACUUAUUUAUAGUGUUUAAUAAUGAUAAGGGAUUUGGAAAUAAUUAAUACAAUACAUCGGCAAUAAAGAUUAUAAGUGGACAUCAUUUCUGAAAUAAGGUAUAGUAUAAUGGGAAUUUAUUAUCUAUUUAAAAACGAGGGAAAUAAAUCAGUUUGAUUAUCUGAGAUGAGUUAAUUACGAUUGUCUGGGUAGCUUUAGGAUGGUGGUUAAGGGUGGUCUCAGGGGGGUCUAUUGUAUUUGAUCAAUGCUUUACAAACAACCAUUGAAAGGCACAGGAAAUGCAAAUGACUUUUCUCAAUCGCAAAUUGAUAUGUUUCUAAAUAGUAUUCUAUCAUUAAAGCGUUCCCUAGGGACAAGAACUCUAGCACAAUUGGGGUAGAGUUCCCUGGGUGAAACCAAGCUUACCCAUAUUUUGGUUGGCUAGACCGCAACAAUUUUCCCCUUCCCUCCUCAGCCCUAAAAUUUUAAAAAUGAGGGCUGUUUCUCUCUCCCAGGUCACCAUUUCACCUUAUGCAGUACAACACGGGCUUUGUGGAGCAGUGCGUGCCCUUUCAAAGAAAAAUUUUAAGAGCUCACUAGGUCGCAGUCACAAAGCAGUGAGGGAAAGAGGACAAGAAUUGCAUCCGGUCCUAACUUUAAUUUGUUGUGAGCUGUGAAAAAGGGAAGAAUGGAUUUAGGAGUUAUUUACUUGAUCCAAAUUGGAGAGUGUGUUCUACAGAAUAUUAGAACUUUAGGUGAAUUGAGAGCCACAUUGCGUCACUGUUCGACAUGCGAAGACAAUUUUUCCAUCUAUUUGUCUUAGGGUGUGUUCAAUGUUGGUUUCAAACAGCAACAUAAAUCAUGAUUCAAAACGUGAUUACAAAUCACGGAUAUAAUGAGAAACAAAGGGUGUGUUCAAUGUCCUACAUGUAUAUUCCUUGUUGUUGAAGUAAACGUCUUUAAAAUCAUGAAAAUUUAAGCGUCAAAAAAGAUGUGUUAGUAAACACGAUCAGCUCAAAUUUUACGAUCGUGAGCAUCACAAAUGCGGCAUUGAACACAAGUGAGUUUUGAAACGUCUUUAAAUUUACCUUCGCAGUGGAAGCCUACACAAACAGGUGCCAGAACAGACUUUUCUUGUGAUGGGUCAAACUGCGCACUAAAGCUGCGCUUACAAAAGCGGGAAAAUUUAAAGAUAAUCGGCAUAUUAUUUUUUUUAACGGCUUUAUAUUUUUUUACUCUGAACAGUGCACCACUGAUCGCGUUUGUGUUCGGUGUUUUGCGAUUGAAUUUUCAAUCACGAUCCAUGUUGCUGUUUAAAUUUGGAAACCGACAUUAAACACCCUUAGUGUGUUUUUCAGGGGUUACAAUAAUCUAUUUUGGCCUAUAGUCUUGCAUCUCAACCUGCAAAGUUUUUAUAUAGGUGAAUACUAAACAAAGGAUACAGAUGAAUGAAUGAAAUAAUUCAUAACUAAAUGAUUUAAUGAAAUGAAUGACCAAAGGGUUGAAUUGAUGAAUUAAUGAUUGGAUUUAUGGAUGGAUGGU